AUGAGUACUGAAAUUGCAAACCUCAGGAAGCUAGUGGAGGAAGUAAAAGAUCAGGCAAAACAACAACAAGCCAUCGAUCCCACAGCAGCUUCCAUAAAUGAGGAAGUGCUGAACAGGAAAAUUAAUCCCCUUCAGGAAAAAAUAGAAAUAAUGUGCUCGGAGCUUAGGACGUUAAGGGAACACCGGAAUAGAUCUUCGGAUCACACGGCCGUCAACCUGGCGACGGAAAAGGGAAUAGCCACCAAGCCUGAAGGCAAACCGAAGCCUUCUGAAACGCCAGAGUGGCGGCCACUCCACCAUCUCCAAAACCCAACCAUACGCUUA
Molecule: messenger RNA, 324 nt
Organism: Iphiclides podalirius (scarce swallowtail)
Lineage: Eukaryota; Metazoa; Arthropoda; Insecta; Lepidoptera; Papilionidae
Source: the annotation of a GenBank genome assembly